UCCUUGACAGCUUUCCCCACAUCUUCGCACAGGUGAAAAGGCUCCAAUCUAUCGUAAGCAGGGCCGUUGCGAUAACAGAGCGGGAGGCUCUCAGUAACUCCCUAGGCGAGAUUGCCGAGGCUUACGAGGAAGGAUGGGAUAGCGAAUCAGACGAAGAUGAAGAUUGAAAUGUUGAGAGUGCGGUGAGCCUGAGGAGUCGUCUUGCGGGCAUCAUGGGUUUGCGGUUAGUUCCAAAGCUUACUGAUGAGCCGGAUCCAGUAUAUCGCAUCACAGAAUAGAGGUGCUGCACUGCGAAUGACAUCGGACUGAUUGUUUGAUUAUCAAGGCUCAGGCUCAGAAGGAGUCGCUUGCCCCCCUCGUCUGCUACUGUAUUCGCAAUGACGCGGGAGCAAACUAUGCGUACCCAUGAACUUAUCGGAAGAUCAGAAGAUCUUGGUGGCGCGCCACAAUCGACGUUUAAAUUGAAUGCCUGCUAUUUCAGGUCGCAGACGGCAACGCUUCCUCACCGCCGCAACUGGGCCAGAGUUCAGGGGCAGAGGAGCCGAGAAAAUAGAGCCGACAGGGGUUCCUCAGAGACUGAUCUUCGAAUGAUCGAAUUCGCCGAGGAUCCUCGCGAACAUGCACCUAUAUGGCGUAUGUGCUUUUCAUGUCGUUGCCGACACGGAGUAUCGUUGAUCGCAUCAUGGAAAUGGAGAAUGUCUCGGUGUUGCCAAUUGUCAAACAUGAUGUUCUCUGUUCCGAGCGGUACUUCAUGUCCGACUGCCUCGGUGCCCCUUCGUCCGACGAAACCGCUCUGUUUUCUCAUUCUCUUCCAUGACUCCCGUUGCUUGCACCACCUCAACCAACCUCGUCAUGAGAACUCCAUGCACUCAAAAGCAUCCCUGCAGAGCGAGGCCAGGGACGAACACUAUUGUGGCCAGGAUUGCCUUGAUCUUUGGAACUUUCCCACCUCUAUCCGUAUCGACUUCUUGAAAUGUUCCCGCCACGCCCGAGCUAUUGGCCAGUGCGGGGGGUCGCUGCGAGGUAGAUUCUGACUUGAAUCAAGUUUCCGCAGGAGUAUUAAAUUCGUCCAGCAGCAGAGCGGGGUCGCCCUGCAGAGCAGGAUUUGACGGACUGAGCAAUGAUUUCUCGCGAGUUGACCACGCAGGAGUGGGCGCGGAGAAACACCUUUGCCCUGAGCUAAGAGACCCGGUGCUUGCAGGAACGGCGUAAAGGGGGCGGACGCAUCGGAGCGAACUCCUGUAAGGUGAUCAUAUGUCGCUGUGCUGUUGCCAUAGAGGCUUUUACACCUAAAAGUUUAGUAGACAGGGUGUGCACGUGCUUUCACUAUAGCAAUACCCGUCUCCGACAUAUAGCUGC
Hyaloscypha bicolor E is the source of this 1359-nucleotide messenger RNA. RefSeq lists its product as uncharacterized. Lineage: Eukaryota; Fungi; Ascomycota; Leotiomycetes; Helotiales; Hyaloscyphaceae. The transcript is spliced from 2 exons. The record is from RefSeq and is a predicted model, not a curated record. The coding region runs from base 378 to 1034 and encodes 218 amino acids.